This is a messenger RNA of Helicoverpa zea (corn earworm), 2811 nucleotides long. RefSeq names its product xaa-Pro aminopeptidase 3-like. Gene Ontology annotation, molecular function: metalloaminopeptidase activity; manganese ion binding. The transcript has 11 exons. The record is from RefSeq and is a predicted model, not a curated record. The coding region runs from base 117 to 1673 and encodes 518 amino acids. Gene Ontology annotation, cellular component: mitochondrion. NCBI's taxonomy places the organism in Eukaryota, Metazoa, Arthropoda, Insecta, Lepidoptera, Noctuidae.
CUGUCAAACUUGUAGUGUCAUCUUCAUCUCUGUCAAUUCGUCUGUUUUGCAAUGACCCAAAUUGCAUAGAAUACACGUAAUAUUUGCAUUUAAAACUAUCUCCCUUAGAAUUAGAAAUGAAUCUAAUACGGAAACUCGUAACAAAUAUAGCGAACAAGGAGCGACGAAGACUGUUUAGACCACCUUUAUUUCGGAACACCCAUAGACAACUAUCUUCCUGUGAAACUCCCACAGAGCAGAUAGACAGACCUCUUUUCUUUGUGCCGAGGGGGAACUUUGGCCAGCCAACAUGUCAUACACAUCCUCAUUUGAUAUCUGAAGAGCAUCUGACUUGUGGCAUAUCUCAGGCAGAGUAUAAAGAAAGGCGGGAAACUUUGGUCAAGAAAUUAGCGGGAGAAGCGGAAAACAUACAUAAAUCACAUAUUAUAGUAAUACCAGCAGCAUCCAGACAAUACAUGUCAGACAAGAUACCGUAUGUGUUCCGUCAGAAUUCAGACUUCUUCUACCUCACUGGGUGCCUGGAACCAUCCGCUGUACUAGUAAUGAUAAAGCCACCACAGACUGACAAGUUUAAGAGUAUCCUAUUCGUACACGACAAGGACGCACACGCAGAGCUAUGGGAGGGCCCUCGGACAGGCUGCGCGGCCGCAGCACGGCUGUUUGCCGUCGAUGAGUCCAGACCAGUGGAGAACUUUCCCACCUUUUUGAAUAAUACUGUCUACAGGUUAACAGCUACAUCCAAGCCAGCGGUCCUGUGGUACCACAGUGACAAUCCCGCCAACCCUGAGCUUCAUACCACGGUCCAAAGUACACUGAGAGGUGACACUACCCUGGUACGGAAUGACCCACAGAAGGCACUGCAUUUCAUGAGGGUUAUCAAGUCCCCGGCAGAGAUUGAGCUGAUGAAGGAGACGUGUUAUAUUGGAUCCCAGUCUAUUAAUAUGGCUAUGGCUUGUACUAAACCGGGCAUGUCAGAACACAUGGUGAACGCGAUCCUAGAGUACACGUGCAAGCAGGGCGGCGCGGAGCACCUCGCCUUCCCGCCGGUGUGUGCCGGGGGCCCGCGGGCGACACACAUACACUACGUCGCCAACAACCAGCUGCUCGCGGGGACUGAGAUGCUGCUGGUAGACUCAGGUAGUCAGCGCUGGAUGUACAAUUCGGAUGUAUCCCGCACGUGGCCGGUCUCCGGCAAGUUCUCCAAGCAUCACCGGAUAUUGUACGAGAUCGUGCUCACUGUACAGAAACGUCUAAUCGAGAUCCUAGGCGAGCAGCGUCCGGCUCUAGACAAGUUGUUCGACAGCAUGUGUCGGCUACUGGGGAAAUAUUUACAGCAGGAAGGCAUAUUACCACAGAACGUGGAUGGACAGGAACUGCUGGGGAAAGCCUACCGCCUGUGUCCGCACCACGUGUCCCACUACUUGGGCAUCGACGUGCACGACUCGUCGCUCGUGCGGCGCAACGUGCCCGUCGCUACCAACAUGAUCGUCACUGUCGAACCAGGUAUCUACAUAAGUCCAAACGACACAACAGUGCCAGCAGAGUUCCGAGGCGUCGGCAUCCGAAUAGAAGAUGACGUGCUCAUCACUGACGGGGACCCGCUCGUCUUAACCGACACAUGCAUUAAAGAGGUAUCGGAUAUCGAGGCUCUGGUCGGCAAGCAAAGUGUAUGAGAACGGCUUCAAUACUUAAGGGUUGCUACUUUAAUGGCUAGUUCCACUGGUUGCUGAUAAAGUCUCUGUUAAAGCCAGGAACAUAUCUGACAGAUAAACUAAAAAUUCUGGUUUCAAAAUUUCUGGCAGAAAUUGUAAGCAGCCUUUAUCUGGCAGAUAGCAUUAACUAUCAGAUAACUAACUGACACUUUAUCGGUAACCAGUGAAACCCGGCUUAAAUAUUUAUAGGAAAUUGACUAGGAAUGGUUAAAUACCUACGUUUUUGUGUAGGGUUGCUAUGUUGCCAGAAUUGGCCUUAGAGAUUUAGUUGCCAGGUGUGAAAAUGUGUGUCGUGAGACAAUCGGACUGCAAGUCUUCCGAAUAUUAGUUAAAGAAGUAGAUCAAUAGUGUGUAUGGGUGAUUAUACUUUUAAAUCUUGUAGAAACCUCUUAGGAAUAGUUGGAAAUACCUUGCAAGGAUUCUCUAGACUAGAUCAUAUGCCAAGCCUUUUCCCAACUGUCAGUUGGGGAUUUUCAAUAAUAUAUUGGCAGCUAAUGUAUUGAUAUAAUUGAGGACCUGAAUUUAUUUAAGGUCAAGAUAGUUAAAGCAAAGCAUAAACAGGGUCAUUCAACUCAUAUUUUUUUCAUAAUUAUUUAUUCCUUUUAAAAUGGUUCUAACGGCCGAAAAAAAAUUUUUUACAUGCUGACCAACUUCCGUGCAAUAAUCCAUUUUUUAGUUUUAGGUGCUAAAUAGCAAAAUUGCUUGACUUGCUCCGAUUUAAGGUAGCUGUAGACUUAUCCGAGCUGAACGACGAGAUUAAGAAAUUAUUUACGAAUAAAAGCUGUCAACGAAAAGCAAAUAGAAACGAUUUUCGGCGCGCUCGGUACGAAUAAAUGUGCCCUCAAUAGGACCCGUUGGACCAUACUGUGUCGAUUUGUCGCCCAACUUGCUGCCAGUUACCACAAAAUAGUUGUUCAUAAACCUAGCGCAAAAAUGUACAAUAUACCUACGUGAUACUUUUGAAAUAUUUAUUUGGUAGCGUUCAAGCGCAUUAUAUACUUUCCUACUGUUCAUAAGUUGUACAGACGAACACAAAAUUCAUGUUCCUUUGUAAAUAGAAAUUGUAAAUAGGAUAAAUAAAUGAAAUUGUUGAAUUGCA